Molecule: messenger RNA, 2737 nt
Organism: Cyprinus carpio (common carp)
Lineage: Eukaryota; Metazoa; Chordata; Actinopteri; Cypriniformes; Cyprinidae
Product: intestinal mucin-like protein
Source: RefSeq, a predicted model, not a curated record
AUGCACAAUUGGGAGGUGCGGUUAAAGACACCAUCAUCAUCGAAAAUUAUCCCAUUUGAAUGCCCUCCACUGCAGAAUAUCACCUGUGAAAAUGGACCAAAAAAACCAGGGCUGGUAUAUGAUAAGUACGGGCUGCUGCAAAUAUUUGCAUGUGACUGUUUUUGUGAAGGCUGGGGUGACCCGCAUUACAACACAUUUGAUGGACUCUAUUACAGUUAUCAAGGAAACUGCACUUACAUAUUAAUGGAGGAAAUUAUGCCUCAAUACCAUUUGAAGAUCUACAUCGACAGUGUCUACUGUGACCCUGUUGAGCGUGUAUCCUGUCCCAGAUCUAUAAUUGUGUCUUACAACAAACUAGUCAUAACACUCACAAAUCACAAUCUAUUAGGUGGUGCAGACCUAGAGGCUUUUGUGAACAAUGUAAAGUUACGGCUGCCAUAUUUUCGUAAGGGUGUGAGAGUUAUAAGCUCAAGCCUAGACUUGAUGCUUAGUAUUCAACAGCUGGGUGUUAAUAUAACAUUUGGAGCUACUGGCUUUGGCAUCAAUUUGCCAUUCCAGCAUUUUGGGGACAACACUCAAGGUCACUGUGGAACAUGCAACAAUAACAAGGCUGAUGACUGCAUGAUCCCUGGAGGGAUCUUGGUGGACAACUGUGCAGUGAUGGCAGAUUACUGGGCAGCCAGUGGUGUGAAUAGUGAAAUUUGCACUCCACCAACUGCAUUACCUACUGCUGUAGGUAUUAGAAAAUCUACAUCUAAGCCAUGCCAGGCUCAUCAGGACUGCAACCUCCUCAAAAGCAAGUUGUUUGAAGCGUGCCAUUCCCAUAUACCCCCCAAAAAUUUCUUUUUAGCAUGUCAAUAUGACAGUUGUCAUAUGAGAAACCCUGCCUUGGUGUGUACCAGUCUGCAGACUUAUGCGAGGGCUUGCUCUCAAUUAGGCAUCUGCAUACACUGGAGGAACUACACUAACCUUUGCAAAAUUGAAUGUCCAGCAGAUAAAGUCUUCAAUCCUUGUGGUCCAGCUGAGCCACCAACCUGUGCUGAUAUACCUGAACAGAACACCAUUACAGUGUCCACAGAGGGCUGCUUUUGUCCUAAGGGCACAUUACUCUUCAACAAGAACACAGACGUUUGUGUGAAAAAAUGCGGAUGCCUGGAUGCCUCUCGAACACCACGUGAGUUCAAUGAGGUUUUCGAGUACAACUGUGAGGAGUGUAUCUGUAAUAAGGACAGCAAAUCAGUGACCUGUAAGCCCAAAAAGUGUUCAGAUGUCAACCCUGAGAUCUGCACUGAGCCCGGCUUUGUGCUGGUGAAUGUCACCAAUCCUUCAGACCCAUGCUGCAGUAAACAAGUUUGCAACUGUGAUGGCAGCAUGUGCCCACCUAUGAAUAAAAAGUGUCCAGUCGGACGUGACCCAGUCCCGAAAGUGCCUUAUGGAAAAUGCUGUCCAGAAAUCAAAUGCGAGCCAAAGAAAGUGUGCGUCCACCUAAAUAUGGAAUAUAUGCCUGGUACAAACAUCCCCGUCACUGACUGUCAGGAAUGCAUCUGUACGAAGGACGUGGAUCCUGAAACACAGUUGUUCAAGGUCAAAUGUGGAUCUGUGCAGUGCAAUGAGAAAUGUGAUCCUGGUUAUGAAUACAUUAAAAAUAACCUUAAUGACUGCUGUGGAAAGUGUGUGCAAACUCACUGCACUGUCAAUAUCAAUGGUGUCAAUCAUACAUUAAAGGAAGGAAAGACUUUGCCCUCUACAAAUCAGGGCUGUGAUAGAAUCACGUGUACUAAAGUUAAUGGACAGUUCAUCAUCAACAAAUACACAGUCCAGUGCCCUCCUUUCAACAUUUCCAACUGCAAGCCUGGCACUGUUCAGCGGUCACCCGAUGACUGCUGUCCUGUUUGUGUUGACCAAAUUAAGGGAUGUCAACUACAGACCAUUCGCAGUUACAUAAAACACAGAGACUGUCAGUCAGAGAAGAAAAUGGACCUGACAUUUUGUAGUGGAGACUGUACCAGUUCUAGCAGGUACAUUCAAGCUGGAAUGUCCUCUUGUACCUGUUGCCAGGCCACUCAAGCAAGUAAUCGCACAGUGAAUCUUGGUUGCGUAAAUGGAAACAUAGUGACCCAUACAUACAUCCAUGUUGAGAAGUGUGCCUGCAGCAGAGCUAACUGCCAUAGAGAGGACGUGGGCCAAACACUCACUUAAGACAACCAAAGAAAACCCAAAGGACUUCCAUGAGCAGCAGCGAAUCAUCCACCCAUCAUAAUCAAAAUCAUAACUUUAAUUGCACAUGCUUUGUUUAACAUUUCUUAAACGUGAUCUAUAGAGCUUUUCUUUUUUCUUUGUUUGAUAAAUAUGUACUCUUUUGCUUGCUUAAAAUGAGCAAUUAAAAAAGCAAUUAAAAAGGCAUUUUAAAACUAAAUGCAUGUUUAUUUAGUCGUUAAUUGAGAAUAUCUUUGUGUUUGUAUGUUUGUAUGGGGUUUGUGUUUAUUUACACAUAUCUAGCAUCUGGUCCUUACUUUGGUGUUCCUAGUGCCAUGAUCUACUGUUUGGGUUAGGGAAAUGCUUUAAAAAAUGCCCAAACUCUGUCACCAAAAUUGUAUGAUGUAGCUAAGUUGCUUUUAAUUGUUAACUUCUCCAAAGCACAUGAAUCACCUUGCAGAAAUGAUUUACUGCUCCUAUUUUUCUAUUUUAUAGUAGUGUUUGUUUAUGGACAGUCAUGGGACAGCUAUAGCAUGGCAGC